This is a messenger RNA of Rubroshorea leprosula, 449 nucleotides long. The record is from the annotation of a GenBank genome assembly. NCBI's taxonomy places the organism in Eukaryota, Viridiplantae, Streptophyta, Magnoliopsida, Malvales, Dipterocarpaceae.
AAUUAAAGAAAUACGAGAUCAGAAGUAUGAUGAGAAGGCAAACAAGGUGACAAUAAAGGUGGUGUGCUGCUCACCGGAGAAGAUGAGGGACAAGUUAUGCUGCAAGGGUGGUGGAUGCAUCAAGAGCAUUGAGAUCAUAGAGCGGCCUCCGCCUCCACCUUCGCCCCCGCCCCCACCUCCGCCUCCGCCUAAGGAAAAGCAUGUGAAAGUAUCUGUAGAUCUGAAAGCCCAGGUGUUUUGUUACUGUAAAUGCUGUAGCGGAAGGCCCUGGGGCCCAUGUUACUGUGGCGGCCAAGUCCAAUUCGUUCCGUGUCAUGGGAAACCCGUUUGCGACAGCUGGAGCAGUUGUGGAGAAACUCAACCAGGCUGCUCAUUCAUGUAAAUACUAUAAUAAGACUGUGUUUGGAAUCCAGCCAAGUUAAAUCCAAUAAUAAGUAACUGUUGUUUUA